Molecule: messenger RNA, 597 nt
Organism: Eucalyptus grandis
Lineage: Eukaryota; Viridiplantae; Streptophyta; Magnoliopsida; Myrtales; Myrtaceae
Product: receptor-like protein 35
Exons: 2
Coding region: 1-597 (198 amino acids)
Molecular function (GO): protein binding
Source: RefSeq, a predicted model, not a curated record
AUGGCAAUAACAAGUGAUUGGAGCUGCAACAUGAUGAGCAUAAUCUGCAACAUGUCCUUAGCUAUACUGAUCGUUAUAGCUUUCCCCUACUACAAUUCAAUUCUUGCAGCACCAGCACCUUCUAAAGAGUCAGAGGCAAGUGCGCUUCUCUACAGCGGGUGGUGGUCUCCCUCCGUCACCGACAACACUACCUUACCUCAUUGCGCGUGGCCCGGGGUAUUGUGCGACACCUCUGGGAGCGUCCACGGGAUUCGCUUGCCAUAUGGGUACCAAAUAGAAGGGAAUUUGAGGAGCUUGACUGAUCUCGAUUUGGGAGAAAACCAACUUGGUGGAUCUAUUCCUCCGGAAAUAGGGAAUUUGAGGAGCUUGACUGAUCUCGAUUUGGGAGAAAACCAACUUGAUGGAUCUAUUCCUCCGGAAAUAGGGAAUUUGAGGAGCUUGACUGGAUCUCGAUUUGGUAGAAACCAAAGUGGAAUUCCUCCGGAAAUAGGGAAUUUGAGGAGCUUGACUUAUCUUUAUUUGGGAGGAAACAUGGAUCUAUUCCUCUCGGAAAUAGGGAAUUUGAGGAGCUUGACUUAUCUCUAUUUGGGAGCUUGA